AUGCUUAUAAAGCUGUGGGAGGACCACCUGGACGCUUUACGAGGCCACAAGCACAACGGCGGGGUGUACGACAAGAUUGCCGAAAGCCUCAGCAGCAUGGGCCUUCCCCGCACGCGGGCACAAGUCCACAGCAAAAUAGAUAACUUGACUCAGACAUACAGAAAACAUGAACGAGACCUGACAACUGGCUCUUCGCCACCGACGUGGCCGUACUUCAAAGAAAUUAAAAGAUUUAUUGGUUGUUUACCCAUAAACGACUCAUCGCUCAUGGAGGAGAGCUGCUGCUACAGCAACAGUGACACUGUUGAAAAGCUGAUCUCUGACAUGGAGGGCGGUCUCAAUUCAGACAUGACCGACAGUGAAGGCACAUCGGUGUCAGGAACGCCGGCAGAAGAGCCACCACCACCUUCACUCACCGUGCAGUCUGCUCUGAGCCCCGAAGCGAGCACAGCAGCGCGCGUAACGUGGAAGCGACGGCGGACCAUGACGACAGCGACUGAAAUUCAAGGUGCCAUACUUGCUGAGCAGAGAAUGCUGCGAGAGCAACUUGAACGGGCGCAAGAAACUGAAUUCGAGCUGCGAAGCAAACACCUGCCGCUGCAAGAAAAGCUCAAUCGCUACUACGCACUGGUUGGGGCAGUUGGUUGCUAG
This is a messenger RNA of Dermacentor andersoni, 651 nucleotides long. Lineage: Eukaryota; Metazoa; Arthropoda; Arachnida; Ixodida; Ixodidae. The record is from RefSeq and is a predicted model, not a curated record.